Penicillium cataractarum is the source of this 1839-nucleotide messenger RNA. Its product is annotated as WD40 repeat domain-containing protein. Gene Ontology annotation, biological process: positive regulation of anaphase-promoting complex-dependent catabolic process; anaphase-promoting complex-dependent catabolic process; positive regulation of ubiquitin protein ligase activity. Gene Ontology annotation, molecular function: protein binding; anaphase-promoting complex binding; ubiquitin ligase activator activity. The transcript has 2 exons. Gene Ontology annotation, cellular component: anaphase-promoting complex. The coding region runs from base 1 to 1839 and encodes 612 amino acids. The record is from RefSeq and is a predicted model, not a curated record. NCBI's taxonomy places the organism in Eukaryota, Fungi, Ascomycota, Eurotiomycetes, Eurotiales, Aspergillaceae.
AUGGCAACUGCUUCGGUCUCUACGCCAGUGAAGACCCAUCAUGGGAUCUUCUCCUCCAAGACCGCUGGGGGUCGUAUGCCCCUGACUCCCUCUCCCAACACUCGGGUGACUCCCAGAGCAUCUGAUGAGUCGUCGCCAUUCACCCCUCAGAAGGCAGACGCAGGCUGCGAGAAGCCCAAGUCUGUCUACGGCGGUAACCUAUCCUCAUACUUUGCCAAAUCCUCUGGCUCAAAGACCACCGUGCCAAAGUCAUCAGUCCCCAAGCCAUCAGCCCCUAAGGCUUCCGUCGCCAAAUCCUCCGUUGCCAAGUCGUCUCGCACACACCGUGAUUCUCCUAAGUCGAACAUUGCACGCACCCGUCACUCCCCAAAGCAUCUGCAGCUUGGUGUCUCGGACUGGUCUCUGACCGGUACCGGUCCUUCUUCUUCUUCUUCUUCCUCCUCCUCCCAGACCCCCUCAAAGGAGCGCACUCGACGGGAGGUGACUACUCGGGCUCGUCCUACCAAGACCACUGUUCGCAUUUCCCACAAUGCCGGGGAUCGAUUCAUCCCUAAUCGAACGGCUAGCGAGGGCCUUGUCACAAGCGGCGCAGCUAAGCCCGACGAGAGCCAGCGUCCCAAGACAAGCGGCAGCGAGGGUUCGACCGUUCUGGCAUCUGCUGCCAGCGCCUUCGAUAUCAGUGGACGUGCAGUUGAAGAUGAUUUGACUGCGGCUUUGGACAACCUGGGCCUCGAUGAUAAUGAACCACCAAACUACACCCGCCCCCCUCCAGACGCUGUUGCUUACGAGUCGUCGCUGGCAAACGCCUGUGCCAAGUCCCAGAACGCCCAGUUCCGCCGACGAGUUCAGACUGCCCCGGAACGAGUCUUGGAUGCCCCCGGUCUCCUGGAUGACUACUAUCUCAACUUGUUGGACUGGAGCUCAGGCAACCAGGUCGCCAUUGGUCUCGAGCGCAACGUUUACGUCUGGUCUGCCGAGACUGGCACUGUCAGCUGCCUUCUGGAAACCUCGCCCGACACCUACAUCAGCAGUGUGAAGUGGAGUGGCGAUGGUGCAUACGUUGGCGUUGGUCUUGGAACCGGCGAGGUUCAGAUUUGGGACGUCGAGGAGGGAUCCAAGCUCCGCAGCAUGUACGGCCAUGACUCUCGUGUGGGUGUGAUGGGCUGGUCCAAGCACACUCUUUCAACUGGCGCUCGUAGCGGUCUCGUGUUCAACCACGACGUUCGCAUUGCGGAUCACAAGGUUGCCGAGCUAGUUUCCCACACUUCGGAGGUGUGUGGUUUGGAGUGGCGCUCGGAUGGUGCUCAGCUUGCUACCGGCGGAAAUGACAACCUGGUCAACAUCUGGGAUGCCCGCUCCCUUAGCGCUCCCAAGUUCACUAAGACCAACCACCGUGCUGCCGUCAAGGCUCUGAGCUGGUGCCCCUGGCAAUUGAACCUCCUCGCCACUGGCGGUGGCUCCUACGAUCGUCACAUUCAUUUCUGGAAUACUACCACCGGUGCCCGUACCAACAGCAUCGAUACUGGCUCUCAAGUGACCAGCCUCCGAUGGAGCAACCACUACCGUGAGAUUGUCAGCUCCAGCGGCUUCCCCGACAACUCGCUCAGCAUCUGGAGCUACCCGACUUUGGUCCGUAACGUUGAGAUUCCUGCCCACGAGACUCGCGUUCUGCACAGCAGCCUUAGUCCCGAUGGCCAGAUCUUGGCCACCGCUGCUGCGGAUGAGAGCCUGAAGUUCUGGAAGGUGUUUGAGCGCAAGGCUGGCAGCAGCGCUUCUGCUUCCCGCGAGGGCGGUGUUGGUAGCAAGGCCCAGCUGACCAAGUCAAUGACUAUUCGGUAA